Molecule: messenger RNA, 370 nt
Organism: Myotis brandtii (Brandt's bat)
Lineage: Eukaryota; Metazoa; Chordata; Mammalia; Chiroptera; Vespertilionidae
Product: SHC SH2 domain-binding protein 1-like
Exons: 2
Coding region: 78-302 (74 amino acids)
Biological process (GO): fibroblast growth factor receptor signaling pathway
Source: RefSeq, a predicted model, not a curated record
GCGACUGCAGCCGGGAGGACAGCCCAGGGUCCCGGCUGCCCCGCUUCGUGCUGCAGGGGAAGACCCACUUCCCGGAAAUGUUCCAGACCAGCCACCUCCUGUUCUACGAGCGGUUCAGCGCCUACCAGGACUACAUCCUCGCCGACUGCAAGGCCUCCGAGGUGAGAGAGUUCACGGCCGAGUUCCUGGAGAAGGUGCUGGAACCGUCUGGGUGGCGGGCGGUCUGGCACACCAACGUGUUCGAGGUGCUGGUGGAGGUAAAUUUCAUGCCCUUGUUAAGGCUCCCCUUCCUCUCUCGCUAAAAGCACUUCCCUUCCAGCUGUUGUGGCCAAAGCCUGGCUUGUAAUUAAAGUUUAUGAGCUGAUUGAAA